AUGCGCAAAUUAUUGAUUGGCACAACUGGCUACGCUCAAAAGAAAUUGAGCUGGCUAGCCAAGUCGUCGACAAAGGCUGAUGUCACAGUUCAAUUUGCCAGUCAAUUGGCUUCCUCCAAGCGCGACAAAACAUCAUCCGGCUUGGUCAACAUGCUUCAGGCACCGCGAUCUAACGGCAAGUCCGGACUAUUUUCUCGCUUUGGCGAGGCGUCCAGAGGCAAACGAUAUCAACUUUUCAGGGCCGCCGCAUUUCUGUCUCUUGGAAUGCAGGCUACUGUCAUCUAUGGCCAAGUAACAUCCGAUGUCUACAAAUGGAUGAAGGGGGACAUCUUGGUCGGUCUCUUCCUCAUCCACAACUCAGCAUGGGUUCUCUGCACCAACAAUGCCCAAGUCGAUUACUACCACAACGAAGUCGUCUUUGAUGCCUGCCCACAAAACCAUCCAACGCAGAUUUCUGUUUCGUGCAACAACCGCAAGACGUGGCAGAAAAAAUGGCUCAAGAAGGUUGCUCAGGGAGCAGUCAUUUUAUAUGCGACUUUCAACUCCAUUUGUAUAUGGGAAGCCUGGAUAACACUUGCUGUCUUUUUCACCGGUGCUUCAAAGAAGACAGAGAGUGGUUGGAACUGGGCCAGGCACUUGCCAUUACCCCUUAGCUACCGGUCCUGGUGAACUCCAUAUCCAUCUUGUGUCGUAAGUUCAAUAUCCCCUCGCUGCGGGACCAUCGCUCACAUGUAAAAGUCGGAGCCGAGGCUGGGCAUACCAGUCGUCUUCC
Messenger RNA from Colletotrichum acutatum, 772 nucleotides. RefSeq lists its product as uncharacterized. The transcript is spliced from 3 exons. The coding region runs from base 1 to 669 and encodes 222 amino acids. The record is from RefSeq and is a predicted model, not a curated record. NCBI's taxonomy places the organism in Eukaryota, Fungi, Ascomycota, Sordariomycetes, Glomerellales, Glomerellaceae.